This is a messenger RNA of Amoebophrya sp. A25, 192 nucleotides long. Lineage: Eukaryota; Dinophyceae; Syndiniales; Amoebophryaceae. The record is from the annotation of a GenBank genome assembly.
AAAGAAGCAGCGUAGCCACCUGUCUGCGCUUACUCCUGUCGCACACUUCGACCACGAACACUUUUGAUUUCGCAAGCGCGCUUCGCAAAGACCUGAUGGACUUGGACUAUUUUCGCGUGGCAUCAGCGCUUACGAGGACGAGCGAGGGACUCGGUGGCGCAAAGGAUCUAACAGACCUGCUGCGAAUCGCAU